Messenger RNA from Eurytemora carolleeae, 842 nucleotides. RefSeq names its product TRPL translocation defect protein 14. The transcript has 7 exons. Gene Ontology annotation, molecular function: phosphatidylinositol binding; phosphatidic acid binding; GTP binding. Lineage: Eukaryota; Metazoa; Arthropoda; Copepoda; Calanoida; Temoridae. The coding region runs from base 104 to 442 and encodes 112 amino acids. The record is from RefSeq and is a predicted model, not a curated record.
UUGAUCUUUUCAUAUUCUUGUUAAGGUGCAUCAUGAUUAUCUACCGUGCACCCCAGGGGGCGCUCAGGCGCGUAUUCGACGCCGAGGAAUCGGAGGGAAAUGGAUGUACACCCACACAGUUAGGAGGGAGAUGGAUGAGGGAGGGGAGAUCGUAGAGACCAGGACGAGUAUAACGCGGCAAAUCUAUGAUCAGCUGCUUUCUCAGGUGGAUAGGAGUUGUAACGUAACGAUAGAAAAGACACGACGAUGUUUCGUCUACAAUGAUCAAAUCUAUCAGCUUGAUAUAUUUCAGGCUCCGCAUCCUGGGUUAAUGCUACUUGAGACCUAUUCUCCUCUUCCUCCUGAGGAAUUGAUCCUACCACCGUUCCUGGACAUCGCUGAGAACGUGUCUGGGAACCCUAAAUAUUCCAUGUACAAUCUCUCAAAGCGUUUCACCGAAUAGUAUUUACCACCACUGCUGAAGAAUUAAAGGCUAAAUACAAGGAUACUCGAAUGAAAAUACGUGUUCACAAAAAAAAUACUUGAUUAGUUUUGUUUAAUUUCGGACCCAAAUAAUUCUAAGUAAAUGUUUUUAAAUCUGUACUGAGCUGAAAACUUUAGAAUAAGAUAUCGCUUAUCUCGAUUAUUAAUCUGAGUAUCAAAUGGACACACUUUUUAUUUUCUUCUGAAACCGUUCAUUCUUGGAUAUAUUAGAGAAAAAUCAAAAACGGUUUUUAAAAUUAGGGAGUUCCUCCCGAUUCUGCAUAUUAAUCUCAAAUGGCGGGCAAAGUUUAAAUUUAUCGGCUUCAUAUAUGCGACUCUGAUUGGUUGAAUUUUAUACACUUCAGGAUACAAAGUACAAG